Molecule: messenger RNA, 339 nt
Organism: Phanerochaete carnosa HHB-10118-sp
Lineage: Eukaryota; Fungi; Basidiomycota; Agaricomycetes; Polyporales; Phanerochaetaceae
Exons: 2
Coding region: 1-339 (112 amino acids)
Source: RefSeq, a predicted model, not a curated record
AUGAACACAUGUGCCACCGCAGACACACUGUCCAUGCUCAAGACCACGGAGCUCACAAGCAUCCUCCACAAAGGCAGCAGCGUGCUCAUGCGUAAGAAGCUCAGUGUGGCAGACACAAAGCAGCAGCCCCUCAGCGACAACGGCAUUGGUGCAGGUGCUAGUGCUGCCAUGGAAAAUGAGGAGCAGGUGAUACUCAGUGGUGUUGCGCAGAUGCAGAGCUGGCUAUUCAAGGGCAAGCUCGUGAGGUGCAUGAAGCCUUCCACACCAGUGGCAGCAGAUAACAAGGACAUCACCACGCCACUGCAAGCAAUCCUCUGCUGGGAUCUACAGCAAUGCUAA